ACUACAGAUAUUAUUCACAUCCUCUCAAGUAAAGCACGCGCAUCAAUAUUAAUAAUAUAAUAGUUAUAUUUUCCAAAAUAUAUAUCGCUUCGUUAAAUUGAAGAUCGAUUAAAAUGGGAGAAUCGCUUUUUUUUUACCCAGCCCUAAUAAUUAUUCAUGUGUAGGACUUGAUAAAUAGCAGAUCCCGUGGACUAAAACAGGAAAACUGUGUAUCGUGCUGCGUGUGUAAAUAGUCAGUAAUGUUGAGGUAAUCAGCAUAGUCAGGUCUGGGCGGCAAUCUUUCUCCUUGACACACAAAUGAUUAUCCUGAAGAACAUCCUGAAGAACAUCCUGAAGCCGAGUCUGUGUGCGAGUCACUACAGCAGGACAGUCUGAUGUUGGUUGCUGACAGUGUGAAGAAAACGCUUCAUCUGCAACCUCUGUGCUAUUCAUUCCUACAAGCUGUAGUACAACUUCAGAAGCCCUCAUCCUUAUAAAUUACCUCAGGCUAGAAAUACCACAGACUAACUGUUCUCCAAACUAAAUAUAUAUAUAAAAAAAUUUUUUUAAAAAACAGAAGCACAAUGGAACGAGAGUUGGAUUACUGCGCUCUUAUGAAGGGGAUUCAGGAGCUUGAUUUCCAAGGGAAUACAGUGCCAAGUGACCUUGUGCUAACAGGCAACAAUGCCUUCCCACUCUCCAUGAAUCCAAGAGGUCAGGUCCUAAUGGCUGCAUCUCGCUAUGGUCAGGGACGUAUAGUAGUGUUGGGACAUGAGGAGUAUUUAACACGUUUCCCAGUCCUAGUUGAGAAUGCCUUGACUUGGCUUAUGCCAUCUGAGUCUGAAAGCACAACUGUAGGCAUUCAAAAGGAUCUCAGUUCAACUGCAGAGAACUUAUCCUACUGCUCUAUGAAAACCAAGGUAGGAGAUUUCCAAGAUGUCGGUCUAGCAGUCUAUGUCACCGAUGCCUACAGUGUCGAGUCAUGUGCCAAAGAAUUAGUAGCCUUCCUUAAAUCUGGAGGAGGCUUGCUCAUCGCCGGUCAGGCUUGGAACUGGGCUCAAUCCCAUCCAGGAAAGAAUACGUUACUCGGCUUCCCCGGCAACAAAGUGUGCAGUGUGGCAGGAAUCUAUUUCUCAGAGCUUCCAGGGGAAUGUGGCAAAUUUCCUGUGCCCAUGCAAAUUCCCUCGAGCUGGUUGGCAGUGUCUAUUGGUAAGGACUUCAAAGAUGACCUCCAUUUUCUACUACAAGGUGUUUCAGAGUUUGAUGUUCGAGGUGGCGCUUUAGCAUCUGAAGUGAUGGCACAUGGACCCUUAGCCUUUCCGAUUGCACUUACCACAUGUGGUAGGGCAUUCAUUGCUGGGGCCUACUAUGGACAGGGGAGAAUAAUUGUGGCCACCCAUGAAGGCUUCCUUGGUCGUGAUUCACUGUCUAGCUUCUUGAUCAACGCUAUCCACUGGCUUGAUGAAGGACGCAAAGGGGUUAUCGGAAUCAUGCCACAACUUAAAGAUGCCCAUCAUGUUCUGAGCAAGUCGGGGCUAAAUUGUCAAUUCACUGGAUUUAGGGAAGACCUAAGUGUCUUUGUCUGUACCUCCUACAACGAUUCUCAACGUCACCAGAUCCAGGAGUUUGUUGCAGAGGGUGGAGGUCUCAUGAUAGGAGGUCAUGCUUGGUACUGGGCACAGACCAACCCUAACCGCAAUGUGAUGACCGAUUACCCAGGAAACCGUAUCCUCAAUAAAAUGGGACUGUGUCUCAUUGGUAAUACCUUGAAAGGUGACUUGUAUAAAGUCCAGCAAAUAAGGGAAGAUGGGGAAGGUGGUACACCGGCAUAUCAUUUCCGUGACUUGCUGCAGCGCUUUGCUAGCCAUGCCAUCCAGGGCCAGGAUCUUACUGCACGUGAACAGGAAUGUCUGCAGAAGCUGAGAAAUGAUUGCACAAAUUAUCUUCGCAUGCAGGCUCAUAAAAGUGCUUCCUAUACUUCAAUGGUUUCACUGAUCACAGAUAUGGUGAAAGAGGCAGGAGUUCCGCAAGUGUGUUGUAAAUGUCCUGUUAAAAAUACCAAAGAUAAACUGUUGCUUCAUGUGGGAAGUGAGGUGUACAAGGUGUGCAAAGAUCCUGAUGCACUUCUGCCAUUCAUCAUCACUGAUAUACCCAACCUACCUACAGUGUCUAACGCGAGAGUCCGGAUCAGUGCAGACACAUCUGGUGGUGAAGAAUGGAUAAGCACAGGUCUGUAUCUUUCUCCUGGAAUGAGGACUUACAUUACAGUACCUAAAGAAAUCAAAGGCAAAGGUUGGCAGCUGCAGAUUGGAUGUCAAACAGAUUGCUUGGGUGAGGCAGAUGUUCUGAAACGUGCUCCUGUGGUGCACAAGCGGUUUCCUUUGGAGAGUGACAUGCUGCAGAUCUGGAAUUUGUGGGGCGGCCUCAUAUACCUGAUUGCACCACCCAAGAGCAAAAUGGCUGGGGUGGAGAUUAUUGUACAAAUGGCCGUAAAAGCACCAUACUACAAGUCUGGACAAACCAGUGUAGCAGACUGGGUGAAGAAGAUCCGUAAUGCACCAGCUCCUUGGGCAGAACUCGAGUUUGAGAAUGUAAUCAUUACCUUACAUUCAGACAUCAUACGUAAACUGGACCGUCCUGAUGAGGUGGCGGCUCUCUGGGAUUCCAUCAUGAAGGGAGUGGCCGACUUGGCUGCAAAACCUGCCAAGUUUCCACGCAAGGAACGUUUUGUUGCCGAUGUUCAGAUCUCACAUGGUUUCAUGCAUGCUGGCUACCCUGUAAUGAUUCACUCCGACUCUGCCGCAGCACUUGUGAACCCAGAGACCGCUCGUACGCAGGGUAUUUGGGGGGCCAUUCAUGAACUGGGGCAUAAUCAGCAGUGCUCGGUGUGGGAGUUCCCUCCAAAUACCACAGAGUGCACCUGUAACCUGUGGUCGGUGUAUGUGCAUGAGGAGGUGCUGCGGGUGAACAGGGCAAAGGCUCAUGGGAACAUGUCUCCAGAAAACCGAAAGGCUCGAGCUGAGAAUUAUGCUAAGGGAGGCCGGAAGCUGGAAAACUGGAGUGUCUGGACAGCCCUGGAGACAUACAUGCAGCUGCAAGAUAAAUUUGGCUGGGAUGCUUUCAAGAAAGUCUUUGCAGCCUAUCACGGCAUCACUAAUGUCCCAAACAAUCGAGAUGGAAAGAUGAACUUGUACGCUGAAACAUUCUCAAAGGUGGUGAACAUGAAUCUUGCCCCUUUCUUCAAAGCCUGGGGUUGGCCCAUUCAACCCAGCACUGAGGAAACGCUCAGCAAUCUGCCUGCGUGGCACGACCAUCCCAUGGCCCAGUAUGCUUAAUUCUCCAAUCCCUGUAUGCUCGUCACAGUGCACACACCGCUUGGUGGGGGGGGUGGGGGUUUCCCCUUUUUUCUUUUUGGUGCUGGCUUGGGCAUGGAUAUAAUGGUGACAAAUAUAAACAUGAGUGAAAAAUAAUUCUCAGAGGUGCAUAUAUCUAUCUCUACAAUAUAGUUGUUUAUUAGAUUACUGUAUAACUGACGCAUUAUAAGCACAUCAUACUUGCAGCUAAUCUCCUUUUGGAUGCAAAUAUGUACAGCUAUUCUGUAGAAUCAGCCAGAUCUAUGCAUGCUGUUUGAAAAAUAAAUGUUGAAAUAUAAUGGC
Messenger RNA from Ictalurus punctatus (channel catfish), 3635 nucleotides. RefSeq names its product TRPM8 channel-associated factor homolog. The transcript has 9 exons. The record is from RefSeq and is a predicted model, not a curated record. Bases 564 to 3314 code for a protein of 916 amino acids. Lineage: Eukaryota; Metazoa; Chordata; Actinopteri; Siluriformes; Ictaluridae.